Molecule: messenger RNA, 12358 nt
Organism: Cataglyphis hispanica
Lineage: Eukaryota; Metazoa; Arthropoda; Insecta; Hymenoptera; Formicidae
Product: intermembrane lipid transfer protein VPS13C-like
Exons: 49
Coding region: 217-10509 (3430 amino acids)
Biological process (GO): protein targeting to vacuole; protein retention in Golgi apparatus
Cellular component (GO): extrinsic component of membrane
Source: RefSeq, a predicted model, not a curated record
UCCGUCUGCUUUUGACAAGAGACUCUGGACAAAACGAAAUUCGAGAUCGAUAAGGAUUGCGGUGGCGUCGCGCAUGACUGAAUUAUUUUGCGAAUUACAAUCUCGAGGUUAUGAUGAUUGUAACGACCGAGUACCAGGUUGAUUCCAGUUGAUUUCGGUCUUCUCUUGGCUCGCGAAAUAUACAAAUACAAAACCAAUAACGGUCCUGACACAACGAUGUUCGAGGGGGCUAUAGCGGCAUUUUUGAACCGCCUGCUGGGCAGGUACGUAGAGGAUCUGGACACGGAGCAGUUCAACGUCGGUAUUUUCUCCGGGGAUACAUGUCUCACCGACCUCAAGUUGAAACCGGAAGCUCUGUAUCAACUGGGAUUACCUAUUAGAAUAGAGAUUGGCUUGAUAGGAAAAAUUAUUUUGAAGAUACCAUGGUCUGGACUUUUCUCACAACCAAUUGUGAUAUGCAUAGAGGACAUAUAUGCGGUAGCAGUACCUUCACUAUCAGGUCCAUAUGAUUCAGAGAUACAGAAACGUUUGAUAAGAGCAGAAAAAAAGAAAAUUCUUGAGGAUCUCAAAGACGAUGAAUUAUUUAGAGCAGGUCUACCUCCUCAGCUAUUUGAUGGUCUAUUAGCAUCAGUUACAAAAAACUUUCAAAUUACUAUAAAUAAUGUACAUAUUAGAUACGAAGAAAAAAUAUUGCGUAACUUUCUCUGUGCCUGUGGUAUAUGUAUACAAAGUAUAUCAAUUACAACUACCAACAAUAAAUGGAAGCCCGGAGUUUGCGCUACAAAUUCACAAACAGUGUAUCAGCUUAUACGCACAGAAUCGCUCAGUGUGUAUAUGGAUCACGAUACGGAAUCUUGUAUAAAUAUCCAGGGAAAUUGGGACAUGCCCAACCUUUUUGCAUGGAAAAGUGCGAUGCAUAGAUCCCUGCAAACGUUUGGAAUGAAGAACAAGGAAUUUCAGUUUUUGUUGAAGCCAUUUACGGCCAAGAUCAAAGUCAUUAUACACAAAGGUACAGAAACGCAAGCUUCUCGUAUGUUAGUUGAUAUUGUGCUCCAAGAUGUGGCAAUGCAAUUAUCUGAAGCGCAAUAUGCUACAUUUUACCAUAUUCAAGAUUCUUUGUUACGAGCGAGCAUCAAUAGACCACAUGCUAAAUAUCGACCAGAAAAAAGCGUGUAUGAGGAGCCAGCAUCUUGGUGGAGAUAUGCAUAUAAUUCUAUUUUGAAUUAUUAUAUCAAACCAUAUACUUGGUCGCAUAUAGCCAAACAUAGGAAAAAUUAUAGAAACUAUAAAGAGGUAUGCAUUCAAAGUUUGCAACGACCAAACGACACAGAACUGAAACUGGAUCUGCAAAAAUAUGAGGAUAGUCUGACAAUAUUAAACAUAGUGAUCGCUAGAGAGCAUGCUAAACAAGAAUUGAAAAAUAAGGAUAUCGAGCGCGAGUGUCAAACAAUAACGAGUUCAUCAAAAGAUGUCAAUGUCGAAAUAUUAUCGAACAAUGACCAAAAUAUAAUGGUUCAAUGCAACAAAGAAGAAAGUCAAAAUUCAAUGAUAGAUGUAAAGGAUAAUACACAGAUAAAAUUGGAAAAAUCAUUAAAGCAAAUUGAUUACAAAUUGAAUUUUACUUUGGCAAAUUGUUGUCUGACUCUUUUGAGCAAAGGCAAAGAAAUGUUGAUUGUAACUGUCGCACAAUUCCUGACAAGUAUUGAGGCACGGCCUACAUUAUUAGCUUUCAAGAUAUCUGCUCGUGCUGAAAGUUUUGUUAUCGAGGCUAUAUCGACUGACGGUGAUUUGGUUCCUUUAAUUACUGUUGAUAAUGUGUUGACAGGAAAUGUGUCUACCUAUUUUUUGGCCAUAGAUUUUGAGAAAAAUGGACUAAAUAUGGAUCCUAUUUUUGAAGUGUCCAUAAAGCUGGAAGCUAUUGAAGUGACUUAUCAUCAUUUUGCCAUAAUGGAGAUUAUAAACUUUUUCAAAUUCAACACCAAUUAUAUAUAUGACACGAUUCUCGGAAUAUAUAGAUUGUGGGAUUAUGUUAAAAGAAAAUAUUUCAACUUUGUGGACGACAUCAUUUCACAGACAUUGAGAAUUAGCUUUAAAAUAGAUAUUAUAUGUCCAUAUGUUAUAUUUCCCGAACACGGAUCGAUUCAAAGAGGAGGUCAUAUACUUGUCUUGGAUCUCGGUAAUGUGACAUUGGUCAAUGAACUUCAAGCAACAAAUCUGCAAUUGGAAGACGCUACUCUUAUGGAAUUGGAAGAAUUACUUUACGACAGACUUAAUAUGGUGUUUUCCGGGGCGCAGAUUUUAUUUUGUCAUUCGGGCGACGAUUGGCGUUCAGCGAGAAAACGAAGCGAUUCAGAAUAUCAUUUAUUAUCCAAGUUACAAGCGAACGCAACACUUUCGUAUAGUAUUAGACCGGAAUAUCGUCAAUUACCACGGACAAAACUUAAUGUACAUAUUUCAAACGUAAAAUUUAAUUUAUCAGAAAAUAAAUUGCAAUUGAUGACGCAUUUUUUGAAUAAAUUGCUUGUUCUAUAUGAAAAUAAUGUUGAAAAAUAUAAAGCUACCUUUAAAAAUUCUACUCUCGAAAAAAAAUCAAGAAUUGCUUUUACUUCGGUGAAAGAAUUGAUGAAAGUACAAUCUAGUGUGUGCUUGCCAUCUGUUACAAUGAUGCACAAUGAUUUUAAACCUAUUAUCAAGGAAGUUGUUACCAAUAAUGUACCAAAACUUGACAGGAGUGUUGUCUCUUCGGAAGUUAGCGAAGAAGACUUGGAGCUGUUAUCUAAAACAAUUAAUUUAUCUGGAUUUGAUGAUAAUAUAUCUCCAUGUAACCACAUUAAUUUGUUACUUCGAUUUGCUAUAAACGAGUUCUCCAUAAAUUUUGAACAUAUGGUGGACAACCGAGAACAGCCCUAUCUCAAUUUGAGAUUGCAUACUUUGUACUAUGAAGCAGCUAUGAUGGAAUAUGGUGUUGCUGUUCAAUUCGGUAUUGGAGCGAUUUUUCUAGUCGAUAAGACAAACGCUGGCGUUACUGGAUCAUAUUUGGAAUUGAUAUCCACCGACGAGUCUUACGAAGUUCUCGUUGUAUCGUAUCGUAAGGUUAAAUCAAAUUGCCCCGAUUUCAAGUCGCACUUUAAAAAUAUCGAACGCUCACUGGUUGUGAAUCUAUUGAAUAUUAAUAUCAAUCUUCAUAGAUCUGCAUUAUUAAAAAUAAAAGAUUACUGGCAUAAAUUUAAAACUAUAUGUGAUGGUACACUGAUAAUCAAGUAUGCUGAGAAGAUAUGCAGUAAUAUCAUAAAAUGGGAACAAAAGGAUAUAGAUCCACCCAUUCCACCAGGUAUAAGUAUUCUUGAAGAUAUACAUUUUGGGGGUGGAAAGGGAGUAUCAAUUAGUUUUACAUCUUGCAACGAUAUUUUUAUAGGUGCAAUUAAACUGAAUUAUUCAACCAGACUUAGCUCGCUAGCACUACGAUUCUGUGACAAGGAUAUAGAUUUAAUGGAGAUUAAAGUUUCGGGCUUGGAAAACGAUUGCAUCUACAAUGCAAACGAGAGAAUGGUGUUGCGUGCCCAUCUCAGAAGUAUACUUGCUGAAGAUUUGAACGACGACACGCUUUAUUCAAAAAUUUUGACAACCGAUGAGGACAAGGUGUGUGAUCUGAAAUAUGUAAGACAUACGCCAAGGUUAUAUAAAUGUUCGGAUAUUGACACUAAUCAGGAUGAUGUGAUGUCAGAUGGCACUUUCAAGCUCUCUAUCGGAAGAAUAAAUUGUGUGAUCAUUUCUAAAAUUCUGUACGAUUUAAGGAAUUUUGUGAGGCCAUUUGCUUCCACAUACUACACUCGCUUCUUAAAUUAUUUGAAAAAUAAGUUUGUCGGAGGAAUAGAGUUGUUCAAAAGGAGUGCAACGAAAUUACACAUUUUUAUCGAUAUACAAGGACCUACUUUUCUGCUACCACAGAAGAAAGAUGCCCCGAAUCUCUUGGUCUUCGAUACGGGCAUAUUAUCAGUCGAAAAUUUUUUCAAGAAUAGUGGACAAUCGAUGAAAACGAUGGUUAAUGAUAAUGGACCAUUGAUAAUCGAUAAUAUUUUGAUAAAAUUGAAAUCUGUGACUAUAUCUAGGGCAAUUAUGACCUUGGCGCGAGACUUGGAAGUGCAGGAACCCAUUAUCGAACCUAUACAAAUUCAGUUUGAUAUCAAGAGAAAAACGGAAUACCGUAGUAUUAUGGAAUUCCAAACGUAUGGUUUAUUCAAUGUGCAAGGAGCAAUCGAUAUUGUAAAUAUAAACUUGAGUCAACGGGAUCUUAAGUCCCUUAUAUCGGUGUGGCAAGAUAAUAUUUCCAAAAUACCGUUGCUUAAGAAGAUCAGCGAAAAUGAGGAUAGAAUUUCAAUGCAAAACUCCCAAAAGAAUGUCGAGCACAAUGAUGAUGUUAUGAUGAAGAAGUUGGAAGACUUUUUAACUCAUAAUGAAACAGUAUUAUGCGAAGUCAAUAUAAAACUUACUUUGGAGGGAUUGCAAUUGAAUUUAUUUAUGGACACAGAAGAGGUGUUGAGUUCUCCUGUGCGCGACUUGAAUCAUGGUUUGUGCAAAUUGAGCUUCGGAGAAACUAUAAAUACCUGGGACUUUUAUAGUGACAAGAGUGUGAAAAUGAAACUCUCUUUGCAAAGCUGCUUAUUGCAAGACACACGCAAAGAUUCGGUCAUUGAAAAAAAAAUAAUACAAUCGCCGGCAAUAUCCUUAGAAAAGAAUUUAGAAUCUCGUAUUUCUGUGUCGAUGUCUCCUAUAGUCGAUGUUACAUACAGUCGUACUCAAGCGAAGGAAAAGUGUUUCGACGCUCUUAUUCAAGACGUGCGAAUUAAUUUGUCUGUACCUUUCUUGAUGCAUUUGGGACGAUACUUUCUGGAUUCCUUACCUGGCGAGCAGAUAGAGAAAGGAAUCAUCAAUCAUGGAUACGAUAAUAAUAAUCAAAUGAACCGGAAUGCUAUAAACACAGAAACUGACAAAAUAAAUUGCUCCCAAUAUUUUAAGGAGCAACCAGGUACUUCUGUAUCAAUUAGAAUACAAAAGCCAGAUAUUUUUCUAUUCGGUGACUUGGAGAAAAAUAAUACACACGUGAUUCGAAUGCAGACAGAAGUGUUCAUCGAAAGCAGCAGACAUGGUUGUUCCUCUUCGAUAGUCUGCACCCUGACCAAUGUCAAUGCCAAGACCAAAGGUCGGGGAAAUUACGAGUCUCCGUAUUGGUUGUUACAUCCUUGCGAUAUAGAAAUUUCUAAAAAGAAAGAAUUGUCGAGCGGUAAUGAAGAAAUCGCCGUUGCUAUAAAUAGUAUUAAUGUACAUUUAUCAGUAGAAGUGAUCCAUACCUUUCUCGAUAUAUUGAAUGAAGCGUCGACUUUUUUGAGCAGCAUUAAUUCGAAAAUGGAUGAUGAUAACAAUCAAAAUGCCAACAUGUAUAAUAAUCUCUGGACACCAAAAAAAGUUUCUUGUAUACCGUAUAAGAAAACUGAUGAAGGAGACUCGAUGUUGGACCAUCAUCAUAACAAUCAUGUAAUAUUCAAUUUGAGACCUGUACUAAUUUGUAUAUUGUUGGAAAUGGAGUAUUCUGUAGGAAGAUUUCCAGUAAUGAGAAUAGAAACUGUCGUUACUGCUACUAUUGAUGAUUGGUACAACAAUUUCCAUCUCGAGUCUAAUAUAAAACUUCACGCAUUUUGUUACAAUAGAGCUUAUCAGAAUUGGGAGCCAUUCGUGGAACUUUGCACAAAGGAUGAUGUAAAUUAUAAACCAUGGGAAUUCAUUAUUAAGACGUAUCGAGGUGAAGCAAAUAUGAUUAAUUCCCAUUGGACAGAUUUUUGCCAUCGCAUAAAACAAGAUUGUACGAAAGCAAAAAAGAAGGAUAUAAAAUAUAAUGAACAAGAUGUAACAGAUAUGAUAUUUAUUGGACCUGAUGUUGAUGUGAUCUCUAAGAGAAAAGAGCCUGAAACUUACAUUACAUAUGAGGAUGAGUCUGAUACGGACGAUGACGAAAGCGAUACAAAAUUAACAAAGAUUUCCAAUUAUCUAUUUAAUAAUAAUAGCGAUGACGAAGAAAGUGAUUCCGACGAUUCGAGUACAAAUGAAGAUGAGGAACUGGAAUUAACAUUGGAUUGUAACUGCGAAUCUUUUAAUUCUACCACGCCACGUACGCUAGCGAAAGCAAAUCUUUUCGCGCCGCAUAUUAUUCUAUAUUCGGAGGACAAAAUCAACAUCACCAUAACGGAAAACAUGAUCGCGACAUGGAAUGCGAUGUCAAAUGCAUUUGCAAGAGUCAAGGGUGGAAUCCCGUUCGUACCAACCAACACACGAGAAUUGACUGUACUAAACGACAUAGGUCAUGCGAGUCGAGUGGAACUGCUUGUUCAAGAAGAAGUAGACGGAAACAGUGUCACGCGUGUCUUAGCCGCGCAUAAUUUUGCACAUGACGGAAACUCGCCGACCAGCGUGCCUAGCAGUCCGGAAAAUGAAACCCAAGUGGAUCUCACGAGUCCUCGAUGGAUCGGUAAAGACACCACCGUAGUAGUAUCAGAAUGUCAAACUUUUCCUGUCAACUCGCCGGUUCAAAUCUACAAAUUUAUAACUGGCGAGCUUCUUCGUGUCAUUUUUGAAGGUUUCGAGGAUGUGUUGGUGUAUUGCCCUAAGAAGGAGACAUGCAAUCUCGUAUCGCUUCGUCCUGUAAAACACGAUGUCCGCUAUUAUCUGGUAAUAGAGGCGACGAUAAACAGUUAUCUACAUCGUACGGUUUGCGUGCGGUCUCCGUUACAGUUUCGAAACGAAACAUCGUACGCACUUGAACUUUAUUAUAAGAAAGCGGUGGUUGACAAACUAGGUUUAACACCUACCGGUGAAGUUACAAAUCCUUUUGAUCAUAAUAUAAGAAUGGUGAUCAUCGAACCUGAUGCGACUUACAACAUUCCUUUAUAUAUCGCUUAUCAUUGUCCGAUACACAUUCUUCCUGCAUAUCUAGAAAAAUAUCAAGUCAGCGAGGAAGAAAUUUAUUGGAAAGAUUUGAGGGAUACAGCAAAUGCAUUUAAAGACGUGUGCUGCAAAGCGAAGGACGACAUUAAUUGUAAUGUAUUUUGUGUUAGGGCGAUAUGUACGGAAGUUCCGUUAACGACUCGUCCUUCGGGUUGUCAAGUGCCGAAUUACUUGAUAAAUAUCGUACCGCCUGUAAUUUUUAAUAAUCAGCUGCCCUUCGUCAUCGAUGUUAGUAUACCUAGCAUUAAUUACGAAGUGAAAAUCGAACCCGGGGAAAAAAUAAACAUGCAUUCUUUGCAUCAAAGCAGUAAUGUACAAUUUAUUUUUAAGAUACAUAAUUACUUGGGCGCAUCUUGGAUGGGUGCGGUAAAACUGAAUAUGAACCUAGAGCGAAAGUUUGUAUUAAUGUCUGCAGAUAACGAGUCGGAUUUGACGAAACCCUUCUUGUUAUGCUUAGAAUUAGGCAAAAUUUCCAGUUGGAACAUCAUUAUACAAUCACAGUAUUGGAUGAUAAAUAAGUCUGGCUUACCGCUAUUUAUCCAGGAUUGCCAUCCUCACAUAACUUAUGAGAUGCCGGAGGAAGAGUUGAUGGUGUUUUCUCAAAAGAAUAAUAAAAAGAGCAUGGUUCGAUUAAGGGCCCAUCAGUCCGAGUGGUCGAUGCCAUUUGGAUUGGACGGAAUUACAUCGAUGUCGUUGAUCGUUUGUCGAGAUAUUGAACGCGGGCGAAAAUAUCAGAUCUUAACGGAGAUAGAAAGUUCCCGCUUAUCGCCUAUUUUCACGAAAAUUAUAACGUUUCUACCAUAUUUUUUUAUCUGCAACAAAACUAAGAAGGCAUUGAGGUUUAUGGAAGAGAAUGAAGCGGCCGAUCUCUGGAAUGAUCUUUUACCUGGGCAAGAGAUAUCAUUCUGGCCCGUUACUGAAUCCAUGAAAAUGAGGAUAAAAUGGAGAAACAGUCAGCUGGUCUCGCAACAUUUCGAUAUUACAUAUGUGGGCAAGACUGUGCUGAGAAUGGAUAACGGGUCGGCGUUAUGCGUAGAGAUCGAAGGUGGCAUAAAUACUCCAUAUCGUAUAAUAUUCCGAAGAUACAUCGCCAACGAUAUACCUGUACGAGUGGAUAAUCUCUGCGACAAACUAUUUUUGAAGCUGAAUCAAAUUGGUUUGGGUCAAGUCGCUCUGCUCAAACCGUUUCAAAGUCUGCUAUACACUUGGGACGAUCCUACUCAGACUAGAGAACUGAUUUGGAACGUUUAUAACAAUAAUGCAUUCGGCUAUAGAACACAACUUGAAACGGACGGUUGCGGACACGAAACGGUAACUUUUGUAACCGUCGAACGGCGCGACAGUGCGUCUCAUUCCUCCCAAGUUGUUCCUAAAUCGCUAGCAAACGCGAAGCCGUCGUGGUCGGAAGAUACGAGCAUAAGUACUGCUCAUUCUUCUUCUAAUGUAGAAUCCGACACAAAGCCACAAGUGUUGGAGCACGCUCGGCAAGAUGAAACGGAGGUUUAUUGGGUGAGCUACAUGGAAGGUGAACAACGCGUGUUGCUAUUUACUCAGCAUGAGAGUGUAUAUCUGAAGGUGAGAAGCAUCAUCGAUCCCGAAGCGAGCAAAAGAGAAAUAUUUUUGUCAAUCGCGGCUAUUGGAAUCAGCGUUGUCGUAAAGGAAACCAAUCUUCACAGUGCCAGACGAGAGUUACUGUACGCCAGUGUGAUCGAUUCCGCCGCGCAUUGGGAGCUUUACUUCAGCAAACGAUGGAGGAGUUUGUCGUUGGAAUUGAGCGCUUGGCUGGAAAACAAGUAUACGAAUUCCGCAAAGGCGGCACAAUUGGAGAAUUUCAUUGAUGUUGAUUUAGUGAAAAUGCAGAUGACCAAACCAUUCUUUGGAAAGUUGCGAAGGACAUAUUCGCCAGGUAUCUGGCUGCAUUGCAGGGAAUCCACGACGCUUUGUUAUUUGCAGGGAUAUAUUCACAGGAUACAGGUUGAUAAUCAAUUGAGCGAAGCUGUUUUUCCGGUGGUUCUAUAUCCUAGCUUGCAAAAGACUUUUGUGAAUUAUGCUGGAACCCGCAGAUUGAAACACUGCUUAGAGUUCUCAUAUCUAAAGCAACGCAAGUUGAAGAACACCAUUUACAAAGGUAUAUGUAUCAUCAUCAGGGAGUUUAAUUUAAAUUUGGAAGAGACCUUUCUUUGUUCCUUGAUCAAUCUAAUACCUAAGAAUCCAGAGACCAAACACUCAAUCGCCGCCAAACUCAGGAGGGACGUGUCCAAUAUGCGUGUUCCUUCAUUUCACAAAAUUAAUAACAACGGCAAGAAAAGAGAUUUAAUAGAGCAGAUAUAUAUUUCUCCAAUGGCAUUGCGCUUGAGCUUGUUAGCCAAUGCAGACGGAUCUAACGCGCGUAAUUUCAGCAUCAUGCUCGAUUAUCGCAAUAUUCUUCGAUUCAUCUUUGAUUACGCGGAGAAAGGCGCGUUCGAAAGGGAUGCUGAAUUCAAAUUGCCCAGUUAUCAAAGAAAUUUCAUCGUCGUCAAUAAUGAGCAUUUAUUUCUUUCGCGCCUCUUGCGAACUUAUAUGGCACAGAUUAUGGAACAGUUUCAUGUGCUGGUGCGAUUAACUACUGUUUUGGGAAAUCAGUAUGGCUACAAUUUUAAAUCGCCAGGGAGCAACUUUAGCGAGCCAGAUUCAUUACUAUUAUGCGGCGACGAGGCUGCGGAGAGGCUGGCGUAUGAAGUGGCGUGCGAAUUGGGAUACGCUACGCCCGACGGUAUACAAACUUCAAUUUUAAACAACUAUGCACCUCUUUUUAAGGUAAAGGAUACAAAUUAUCAGAAUCCGGAUGUACCGCCUUUAGCAUUUUUAGUCGAUAAUUCAUUCGCUACAGAGAUUGAUUUAGAGACUUCUGGCUUGAUCACCACGUCGACAAACAAUAUUCAUCGAGAAGAAUCGAGAUAUUUCUUCAAAACAUUAGGGAAAAAAAUAUCCGUGUUGUUUAAGACGGAAAGCUCUUGUUUAAAAACUCAUUCGAAAGUAAUACCAGACAUAAUAAAAAGGGCGCAGGAAGUAGGACACAAUUUUGUAUCCAGGGUGCGAUUGCCACGAUAUAUUAAUCCACAUUUCGGUGUGGAGUUAUUCUCGACGCACAAAGCGAAGGGAGCGUACUUAUUGAACGCUAUAAGUAAAGGCCAUUGCAUUCGGAAUGAUUCUUAUUGGGGACACGCUGCACUCCACAAUGACGGAAAAUACAUUACACUAGUAUCCUUGCAGCGAAUAUAUUAUAUCGAGAAGGGAAAUGCUUGGGGAUCGUGGAACGUGAAAUGGACUUUAGAAACCAAUCAAUUGCUGUCACCGCCAACUAUCGCUAAAAAUAAACUCAUUUUGCAUGUAACAGAGGAAGAAAAAGAGACGUCAUCGUCAAUGGUAGACUGGUACGUGGAGAGCGAGGCCACGGAUAUUCUGGAAUGGUUAUGUCGUAGAAUGAACAGCGCAAUGAUCCUGAAUAUGGAAAGCAGCAUUUGUUCCAAGUGAGAGAAACUCUAAUGCACUAACGGCUGAGGCCGUUAUUGAGAAAAAGAGAAAAUGAAGAGCAAGGAACAAAGUGGAUACAGAGAUCAGUGUAUUUACAUAUUUAGUUUGGCGUAAUAAAAGGUAUAUAUAUGAUGAAUGCAAAGAAAAAGAAAAAUGAUGUCUCUCUUUCUCUUUCUCUAAUGCCCUACACUUCUUUUAUUAUCAUUAUAUCUUGUGCCUUAAGUCAGAUCGCAUCUUCGUCUUGGAUAAAGUACGUCUAGUUUAUUUCAUAAUUUAUUUACAAAAAGUCUUAGUAAAUUACACUUACAGGCAUCUCCACUCGAACUAAAGUAAAUAAUUUAAGAACUACAUGUAUUUAGAUAUCUAUAGAAUAGGAUACUUUGGGGUCGGGGAGAAGCUGGGACCAGGGAAAGUGUUCUGUUUAACUUAUUUCAAUAUAAUCGUUUCUAAUCGUUUCUAAUCGUAUCUCCGACGACAUAACUCGAGUCGUUUUUUAAACGACUUUUUAUACGUCGUGUCAAAACUAAACCUCAUUCCGCCUCUCUUAUAAAUUCAUUCUUUCUACGAAACGAGGAAGUAUACCAGUGGAAGGUGUGCGACGAGUUCGCGAAUGUAUCUUCUUUUUUUUUCUUUUCUUUUCUGCAACUUUCUCUUGCGCAAGAGUGGGAUUUUACAAUUACAGGUAAAUGUACGUAUUGUAAGAAUCAUCAAAAUAUGUGCAAGCUGACAAUCGGUAUUUGUUAAUUUUACAAUAACGUAUGCGCGCUUUGAAAAAGCAUAAAAUCUUGGUUAUAAAUAUAUUCCCAUUAGAAUCGUUUAAUGGCACGAUCGAGCUUAAAUUUAAAAAUCCUUUUUCUUUUUUUUAUCCUUUUAAUAUAUUCGUUUCUACAUUAUCGUCCAGUUUCUGUCUGCUUCUACAAUGGUUGGUUUUUUCUCAUCUUCUGGUUUCUUCUUUCCGCUUCUCUUUUUUUUCUUUUUUUUUCAUUAUCACAACAGUAUUUAAUUACGUUUUUAUAAAUACGUUUAUUCUCCAAAAAGAUUGCAAUUUUAGUUGAAUCCGCUAAUUUCAACUCUCUCCCUUAAAGGAAGUUAUAUCGAAAAGAAGAAACAAAAGAAAAAAAUGUAUAUUGAAACUGUAAAAUCUCCUAUUUUUUAAAUAAUCACUGUGAAAUUAAUAAUAAUUUAAGUAAUUAUUUAAAUCAAUUAUUUACUUAAUUUCGCAAGCUGCGUAUUUUCUUUCUCUUUUUCACAGACACUAUCCCCACCCCUUUUUCUACCGUCCCCCCCAUCCUCCCUGCAUACAUACGCAUCAUACACACGCACACAUUCCCGCAUUUUUCUUUCUUCUCUAAAGCCAUCUUUUACAUUAACGCACGCACAUAUAUGCAUACGUCCCAAAGUGUGCAUUGUAUGCACGCAUAGCAUACGCAUUCGUAUUCGUAUUCGUACACGCACAUCAUACACAAACAUUUCUCGCGCGCGAAUGUAAAGCGAACAUGUAUUUUUGUCCUCUACACUAUAUCUCGAAUAUUUUCUCAUUCUUUCACUUUUUUCCUCUAUGUUUUCGUUCCUCUUUCUCUCUCUCUUUCUGAAUCUCAACAUUAUAUAUACAUACAUACAUACAUGCACGCACGCAAAUAUACACGCAAAUACAUAAACACACACGGCACGCACUCACGCACACUCUUUCUUUCCUUCUCGCUCUUUCACGCUCCCUCUUUUUCUCGCUUUCAUUUCAUCAGCGGCUUUAUCACACAUGUCAUAUUAUUUUUUUCUCUUCUAGCAAUGUCUUUCUUCAGUUCUAGUUCUGCCUGUGCUCCUAAAGUCGAGACUUUUUGCGAUCCUAUGA